Messenger RNA from Entrophospora sp. SA101, 2261 nucleotides. NCBI's taxonomy places the organism in Eukaryota, Fungi, Glomeromycota, Glomeromycetes, Entrophosporales, Entrophosporaceae. The record is from the annotation of a GenBank genome assembly.
AUGUUUAAGAAUAGUAAUUUUUUAAUUGAUGGUGGUUUUUGUGGUGAUGAUAAUGAUGGUUUAAAAGACUCAUUUGCAUACGGAAGAGCGUGGGAUGCAUAUUGUCUUGGUCAGAUAAUGGAAAGUAUUUAUGCUAGCCCAAAAAAUACUUUGACUUCUUCACUUGACAGCCACUCACUAAAUGCUACCAAUAAUGAAAAUGGUGAAAGCAAUCAAUCCAAGCUGCCAUUAUCUGUUCAAGAAACAAUAUCAUCAUUAUUAUCUCCAAAUUGGAGAGAACGUCCAACAAUUGAUGCAAUAAUUUAUUCUUCAGUGCCUGCAAUAGGCUUAUAUGAAAAAGAAACGCUACCAUUACCUGAAUGUAUUCCAGAAGUUUACGAAUUUCUGACUGAUUUUCAUAAAGUAGAUUGGGUAGGAAGACUUAAGUUAGCUGAACAUUGGAUGAAUAAACUUUGUAACCUUGUUGAUGAGGCGUUUUAUAUGAUUUUACCAAGCUUAAUACUUUUAUUUACGCACGAUGAUAUUAAAUUCGAAGCACUAAGCAUAUUUCCAAAGCUAGGCCAAAGAUUAGGUCAAGAUGAAGUAAAAAGCCAUCUUUUAAAACCUAUACUUUCUUUAUUUGAGUCAUCAAGACCAUCAAUUCCAAAAAUAUUAUUUGAAUCGACUAUAAUAGAAGAAUUUAUACAUAGAUUUGGCAUUACAAAUUUUUUACAACAAUUAUUACCUUUGUAUUUGGAAGCAUUGACUAUAGAAGAAAAGGUUCUUUUGAGUCCUUCAAGUGGCAGUAACAAUAGUUUUCAUUUAGAUUUAGCUAAACAAAAGAUUUUGACAGAAGUAGAUUAUGUAUCAAGUCCUGUUUCUAUUCCUACAGCUAAUAAAGAUAUUUCUAGUUUGGACAAUGCAAUUCCAUCAGUCGCUCAACUGGCAAAUUCUGCUUUAGUAGAAAUAUGUACAUUAAUAGGGCCUAUAUUAACUUCUAAAAAUGUAAUGAGACAAGUAUACAAAAUGUUUUUAAAAGAAAGUUCUACUUUGCCAUUUUUAAUGCAAUCAAUUUUUGCAAUUGGAAAUCAAUUUGGUGAAACUUUUGCUCAUUUACAAGUAACACAAGUUAUUAACAUUAUUCAACAAUAUGGUUUAAAUACAAUUAAUAAUGGAAAUUAUUCAAUAAUAUGUAAUAAUUUAUCUCUCUUGGGAAAACUUAUUACAUCAAUUUCAAGUAAUAAAAUUUUAUUAGAAUUUGAAUCAGGAUUUUCAGAAACUUUAAAAAAACUUCUUAUUCAAAUUUUAGAGAAAAAAUUAUCUAUAAGCUCCAAAGUUAUUGAAUUUUUAUUACAUGUUAGUAACAAUAUUACUCAACCAGAAUGGGAAAAACAUAUAGCACCUAUUAUACAAAAAUAUUUUGAAUUGUUUGACAAGAAUUUACCAGUAAAUAAUAUAGAUGAAAAUAUAAUGUCAAAUUUAGAUGGUGCUAAAAAAGAACAGAUGGUUUAUGCGUACUCACAGUUUUGUUCGUUGUUUGAUCAAGGAAUGAUGAGACGUAUUGUUUCUUUAAGCGAAGCAAUAGAAAAUUAUGAUAAUCAUGAUGUUGUUGAAUCUCUUACCCCAAUACUGUUGGCAAAUUCGCCUUCAUCAGUAACAGACACACUAGCAAUAAGCGACCACGCUAGUAUAACAUCAGGAUCAUCAACAGAAAAAAAUAUUCAUAUUAAAAAUAAUUCCAAAUGGGGUGUUAGUUUCGAAGACAAAAGACAAUUAUCAUUGAGUCUAUUGAACGCUAGUAGUGUGCUGUCUACAAAUGAAGUAACGGCUACAAUAUUUACCCCAUCAUCAUCAUCAUCUAACUUUAGCGGUGCAAAUAAAACGCUUUCUUUGUUUACUGAUGGGGCCAGUAAAAAACUCCUUGACAUAAAUAAUAAUGUUAUAUCUGGCGGAAAUUUUUUUGAUCGUUCAAUGAGAUCUAUUAGUAAUGGUCCUGUAAAAAGCAAUACUUUAGGUUCCUCAUCUCCUAUUGUAGCUCCUAAAAAAUCAAAAUUAAAAGAUAUAUUUUCUAGAACAAAAAAUUCGUCAUUUGAAGACUUAAAAAAUUGGAAUAGAUUUUUAUCGACUAAUUCAGAGGAAAUGUCAAACUCGAUGCAAUUUAUGUUUAAUGAUUUAAAAUUAAGGACUUUUCAAGGCCACACAUUAGCUGUUCGCUCAAUAGAUGUUAAUGAACAUUCACGAUAUAUUGUGUCUGGAUCACGAGAUCGCACUGUUAAAUUGUG